Molecule: messenger RNA, 885 nt
Organism: Cervus elaphus (red deer)
Lineage: Eukaryota; Metazoa; Chordata; Mammalia; Artiodactyla; Cervidae
Product: zinc finger protein 98-like
Exons: 5
Coding region: 1-885 (294 amino acids)
Biological process (GO): negative regulation of transcription by RNA polymerase II
Molecular function (GO): DNA-binding transcription repressor activity, RNA polymerase II-specific
Source: RefSeq, a predicted model, not a curated record
AUGGGUGUGAUCAUGCACCUAGAUCCAGACAUUCUGAAGUGCAACGUCAAGACCAAGUUGCCCCACCACCCCCCCCCCCCGCCCCAGCAGCUGAGGCGCACAGGCUUCGUCUCCCCAGAGCGCGUGGAGUAUUCCUGGACCAGGGAUGAGGCUCGAGAGCCCCACACUGGACGGCUGACGUUCCGGGAUGUGACCAUAGACUUCACUCAAGAGGAGUGGGAAUGCCUGGACCUCGGUCAGCGGGACUUGUACAGGGAUGUGAUGUUAGAGAACAACAGGAGCCUGGCCUCCUUGGGUCUUGUGGCCUCUAAGCCGAACCUGGUCACCUUUCUGGAGGAAUUGAACGACCCCAGGAGUAUAAGGAGAAUGGACACAGCAGCCAUACACCCAGAAUGUGGCAAAGCCUUUAUUGCGAGUUCAAAUCUUAGUAAACAUCACCGAAUUCAUAUGGAGGAGAAGCGUUAUAAGUGUACAGAUUGUGGGAAGACCUUCAUAAACAGUUCUGAACUUACUAGACAUCAGCAAAUUCAUACUGGGGAGAGACCGUAUAAGUGUAUAGAAUGUGGCAAAGGCUUUAAUCAGAAGAUCAAUCUUACUGCACAUCUGCGAGUGCAUACUGGAGAGAAACCUUAUAAAUGUACAGAAUGUGGCAAAGCCUUUAAUCAGAAAUCAAUUCUCACUAAACAUCUGCGAGUUCAUUCUGGAGAGAAACCUUAUAAAUGUACAGAAUGUGGCAAAGCCUUUAAUCAGAAAUCACGUCUCACUAGACACUUGCGAGUGCAUACUGGAGAGAAAUCAUAUAAAUGUACAGAAUCUGGCAAAGCCUUUAGUCAGAACUCAACUCUUACCCAUUAUCAACGAAUUCAUACUGGGGAGAAACCCUAA